Messenger RNA from Plasmodium knowlesi strain H, 1950 nucleotides. RefSeq names its product sphingomyelin phosphodiesterase, putative. The transcript has a single exon. The record is from RefSeq and is a predicted model, not a curated record. Gene Ontology annotation, molecular function: sphingomyelin phosphodiesterase activity. Lineage: Eukaryota; Apicomplexa; Aconoidasida; Haemosporida; Plasmodiidae. The coding region runs from base 1 to 1950 and encodes 649 amino acids.
AUGGAUAACUUAAACGCCCUUACAGAUACAAUAUUAACUAUUAUGUCUUACAAUGUUCAAAUGCUAUCCGUUCCUUUAAGCAACCAGUUAAAUUUAUCGACCAGACAAGAUGCUGUAAUUGACUACAUAUGCUCUCUGGACGAUCUGCUCAACCUAGAUAUACUUGUUCUAAAUGAAGUGUUUACGAGGAACUUUCAUGACAAGCUUACCAAGGGGAAUAUUAAGGAUAGAUUUCCCUACCAUACUAAUGUGCUUGGCACGAAGAGUGAAGACUUUGGGAAAUGCAGCAAUUCUAUCGUGCACGUAGGGAAAGACGAAAGGGUGGGGACCAGUACCAAGAGGAAGACUACAAAGAAGAAGGCAGGCGGAGGGAAGGCCCCUACCAUGAAUGACCUGAAUAGGAAAAUCGUCAGCACGAAGAAAAUGCUUCCCGAAGGAUCACUGCCCAAAGUAACCACAUUAGGAGGAGCUACUACAAGAGAAGCCACGCCCAGCGGAGAAGAAGAAGCUUCGUCCCUUAACUCAAGUGAUACAAACAAUAACGACCAAGAGGAAGCGGGGGAGACUCUAAACCUGGACUCCAGUGAUAAUAACAAUAGGAGCGAGGGGGAGUGCAUUCUAUCGUUUAACUGCGGCCUUGAGAGGGCAAGCAAAAUAAAGGGGAAACCAAGUAAUCACAAUUAUAAGGCGGUGCCAAAUAAAAACGAAAGGCGCAAUGGGGCGGAUGGCUCCAACAAAAGGGAGAGUACCAGUAGCGACAAAGAAGCACAGUGCAGUGAAACAGACGAUGGAAUAACCAUCCGGGAGGAAAGGAAGAAUCUGUACAUGAAUAGCAGGGGGGUCGCUGGCGAAGAAAAAAUGAAGGACAAGUCGUGGAGUCUGCAUAGAAACCAGUUGAAGGGAGAAUGGACUAAUAAGGAUGGAAGUUCCAAAUCCGUGAAGGAAGCUUCCGCUAGCGCCGAGGGGAUGAGCAAGGAGGAUGUACUUGGGGAGGACCCACAUGCAAAUGUAGAUGGGUCUACUAAGGAGAGAAGGAGUAAGAGGAACACAGCCGUCACAGAGAAGAGCAAUGGCGAUGGUAAGGUGAGCACACAGAGUUAUAACAACAAGGAGAGGAACCCUCAUAGACGCGAGAUACGUAUCCCGAGCGAAGCCAAAACGAGCAUCCCUAACAGUGUGAGCAGUGAAGAAAAUUUGAACGAGAAAAAGUGGGAAGGAAAGAAAAAAAAAAAAAAUAAAAUAAAUAAGCAAAAUAUAACCAUAUUCGAUUCUAUAUCAGGCAAAUCAAAAUUUUAUCAAUUGCUAAACGGAGGUGUAAUCAUUUUGUCCAAGCAUCCCUUCAUCCACAAGCAUGCCUUGUUAUAUAAAAACAGUAGAUUUCCUGACAUGUUCUGUACAAAGGGUGCCAUUUAUGUGAAGCUUUAUGUUAAUAACAAACCAGUGAAUGUGAUAGCGACCCACUUGCAAGCAGGAGAUUCAAGAGGACAGCAGAAUUGCAGAUGGAAACAGUUGAGUGAAUUGAGCAACUGGGUAUAUAAUGGGACACCCAGUUUACAUAUAAAAAGGAAUGAGCCCCUUUUUUUUGUUGGUGAUUUUAAUAUUAGGUAUGACAUAGAUAAAUUAUUUUUUGAUAAAGUACUGUCGAGUGAUUGCUUAAACAGCUACGUGACAAAAAAGGCACUUGAGACGACCUACGAUUCUUACCUGAACGACUACUGCAUGCAUAUGGAGCGUGAUUACUCUUUUAAUUAUAAAUAUACUUUAGACUACAUAUUGGUAAAUAACGACUCCUAUGUGAAGACUCUCGUGCCACAGACAGCCAUACAGAAGGGGUACAGGCCAAUUCAGAUAAUGAAAUUUUUGCUGGGCUUUAUUCCUUAUAAAUGUACGCAUGUGCAUCACCCCAGUGACCACUUCCCCAUAUAUGCCACUUUUAAAAUUAUGAAUUAG